AGAUAGGAAUUUGACGAGCAUUGAAUUGCGAGAUCUUCAAGAAGAAAUCGUUGCUAAAAACAUGAAGUUGACCAACUUCUCGAAUAUGAAAAUGACAUGAACAAUGAAAUUCGACAACUUCGAGAAGCUGCUAAGUCUCGCUACCGCAUACAGGAAAAAUCAGUGGUAUUUUCAACUAAUGAUGUUCUCGGACGAGGGGCUUAUGGUGCUGUUUACAAGGGAGAAUUUUACGGAUCCAAAGUAGCAGUUAAAGAAUACCACGAAGUUAUUAUAUCUGAUUAUAAUUUGCAAAUUCUCCAACGUGAAGUAUAUAUCGCAUCGCAAUGUCGUCAUCCGAAUUUACUACAGUUCAUAUGCGCGACGAGAAACGAUCAAAAUCGCUUGUUAAUCGUGACAGAACUGAUGGAUACGACUUUGCGUGCAUAUAUUGAGGGACAUGCAAGCCCUCGUUCGCCGUUGAAAUUCGAGGAACUCAGAUUAAUUUCCUUGGACGUGGCAUGUGGUCUCAACUACCUUCGUUCAAUCAAACCAAGCCCAAUAGUCCACCGUGAUAUCAGCAGUGCCAACGUAUCGUUAUGGAUCGAGAAUUAUUCACCAAGAAGAGCGAAGAUAUCAGAUUAUGGUUCAGCUAACUUCAUGGAUAUGUGCAGCACAUCAAAUCCUGGAGCAGUGCUUUACGCCGCACCUGAAGCAAACCAAAAUUCACAAGACCCAAAGAUCGAUGUCUUCAGCUAUGGAAUUCUGGUCUGUGAGAUAGCAAUUUGUGAACAGCCUGAUCCCAGAAAUAGAAAAAAUCAAAGGAAAAGUAUUUCAAACAAAAAUAUCAAAAAACUUGUGAAAUCCUGUACAAAAUCAGAACCACAAGACAGGCCUACAAUGCAGAAAGUACUUGAGAACUGGCAACGCAACUCGUCAGACAACACCGGCCGGCGUCGCUUUUUGCCGAAACUAAGUUGAACGGAUCUUUCCAUGUAAU
Messenger RNA from Dendronephthya gigantea, 976 nucleotides. RefSeq names its product probable serine/threonine-protein kinase DDB_G0281745. Lineage: Eukaryota; Metazoa; Cnidaria; Anthozoa; Malacalcyonacea; Nephtheidae. Gene Ontology annotation, biological process: protein phosphorylation. The record is from RefSeq and is a predicted model, not a curated record. The coding region runs from base 97 to 957 and encodes 286 amino acids. The transcript is spliced from 2 exons. Gene Ontology annotation, molecular function: ATP binding; protein kinase activity.